Molecule: messenger RNA, 3267 nt
Organism: Cladophialophora bantiana CBS 173.52
Lineage: Eukaryota; Fungi; Ascomycota; Eurotiomycetes; Chaetothyriales; Herpotrichiellaceae
Exons: 2
Coding region: 1-3267 (1088 amino acids)
Cellular component (GO): membrane
Molecular function (GO): ATP hydrolysis activity; ATP binding; ABC-type transporter activity
Source: RefSeq, a predicted model, not a curated record
AUGAACCUCCAUGGCGUUGCCACUGCCCUUUUGCUUGUCGCGCCGACGUUACUAGCCACAGCCUACCUCAAUAAUACCUCUCAGGCGUUGAUGCAAGAUCCGUUCCUCGAUCUGGUUGACGGGUGUCCGCCAUGCCCUCGAUGUUUCGACUGCCACUACGACGAGUUCAAGUGCCUCCAGUUUGCGAGCUGCAGUAGUGCCAACGGGAAAUGCGUCUGUCCUCCUGGCUUCGGCGGCGACGACUGCGCAGAGCCGCUGUGUGGUUCCUUGGUCGACGGCAAGAAUAGAUCACCGAGAAGAGGCGAUAAGUGUGACUGCAAAGAUGGCUGGGAGGGCAUCAACUGCAACGUGUGCACUUCCAAUGAAGCAUGCAAUGCAUUAAUGCCACUGGGCCAGGGUGGUGUUUGCUAUCAAAAGGGUGCACUGGUCCACGAAAACUACCAGGUUUGCAAUGUCACCAACAAAGCCAUCCUGGAUCAGAUUGACCCUCGGAUACCAGAGGUUACCUUCUCCUGCAACGCGGAAGAAGCUACCUGCAACUUCCAAUUCUGGGUUGACCAAAAGGAAUCCUUCUAUUGUGCCCUCGACAAUUGCACUUCCUCGUACCAGGAUACCAAUGUCCGCAACACCACAAAGUAUCAAUGCCAAAAUAUAAAGUGUUCUUGCAUCCCCGACCGAUUCCUGUGUGGUGAAGAUGGCUCUGUCAAUAUUGACGAGUUUCUGGAGAAAGAGAUCAAGGGCCCGGCUUCCUUUUACUCUCAGCACACCUAUGGCGGGAGCUCCAAGGACGGUAGCCGGUUCGAAGAACCGGCCAUGAACAACUUGAUAUCCAUGAUAUUCGGCGACGAGUACAUCUCGCUACAAUGCAGGGCAGGUGAAUGUCUGUAUGAGACGGAUGUGCCUGGGUAUGAAAGGCCCAUCAAAGAGAUCAACACGCCCUUGAUUGCUGGAAUCAUAGCUGGUUGCGCCCUCUUUGUUGUUGCUGUCACGCUCAUAUCAUGGUAUCUUUCGCGGAGGGCGGCGCUCAAGCGAUGGGGUGCCAUUCGGCUGGGUGAAGGCGGUGAAGAUGAUGCUUCUCUAUCCAUGAUGAACCAUACCCCGAUGGCUUUGCAAUUUGAGAAUGUCUCUUAUGGUCUGAAAGGAAAAGAAAUCCUCUCGGGCAUUUCUGGGAUCGCCCACCCGGGACAGAUCACGGCCAUCAUGGGCGCUUCCGGUGCGGGCAAGUCUACGUUUCUCGAUAUUCUCGCUCGCAAAAACAAGCGCGGCACCGUCUUGGGCCAUAUGUACGUCAAUGGCGAGAAGAUUCUCGACGCGGAAUAUCGAAAUGUAAUGGGCUACGUCGACCAGGAGGAUACUCUUCUGCCAACUUUGACAGUUCACGAGACUAUCCUGACCAGCGCGCUCCUGAGACUGCCGGCUGAUAUGGGGAUCUCUGUUAAAGAGCAGCGAGUCAUCGAAGUCAUGCAGCAACUCGGAAUCUACCACAUCAAGGAUCAAGUGAUUGGCUCAGAGGAGGGAAAUGGUCGGGGCAUAUCCGGCGGUGAAAAGCGACGGGUUGGUAUUGCCUGUGAGCUUGUUACUAGCCCCAGCAUACUGUUCCUCGAUGAACCAACCAGUGGGCUCGACGCAUUCAAUGCUUUCAAUGUGGUGGAAUGUCUGGUAACCCUGGCCAAGACAUACAACAGGACUGUCAUCUUCACUAUCCAUCAACCUCGCUCAAACAUCGUCGCACUGUUCGAUCAGCUCAUCCUUCUUGCCAAGGGGCAAGCCGUCUAUUCUGGUCCCUUCUCAAGCUGUCAAUCAUACUUUGAUCACAUUGGGUACUCAUGUCCGCCGGGUUUCAACAUUGCGGACUAUCUUGUGGACCUGACGAUGCAUGCUAGUCUUCCGCGUUCGCCCAUAUUUGAGGACGUUCCGAAAGACUUGCUCGACCGAGAUGGCCCGGCAACGGAAUCAAGCAGUACCAGGGCUGUCAAAUCCAUUGCAAGUGUCUCCAACGUGAGCGUUGAGAGUCCACGUGAAAUCCCGACACGAGUCAGACCGAAGAGGCGGAUUUCAUUGAAGCAAAAGCAGGACCGUCAGUUGUUCACUCGAAAGAAGAUUGCUGGGAGCGAGACUCCGCCUACUCCAAAGACUGAUGACGAGGACACUGUGGUGGGAAGAGCAGCCGGCAGUAUGCGGAGCUGGUUGCAAAUGUCGAGGAGAGAUGGGUCGAACCCACCACCACUUCUGGAGGACCCUGACGACUUACCGCCUGACGCCAGCACCGAUCUGGACAUUCUGGUAGCCAGUUUCAGGAACUCUGAUGUUGCCCAGACGAUUCACGAUGAAAUUGCAGCUUCAAUCCAAGCUGCCUCGGCGGCAAACGGCCACGGUGGGGGUGAUACUGAAGCCGUCACCGGCUCGAUUAAAGGUUUCCGGCGGGUCAGCCUUCCACGACAGUUUUUGAUCCUCUCCAGGCGGACCUGGCGGAAUCUGUAUCGCAACCCGAUCCUGAUGUUGACCCACUAUGCUGUUGCUAUUUUGCUGGCAGUGUUGUCGGGGUGGCUCUUUUACGGCGUUACAGACGACAUUGGCGGAUUCCAAAAUCGGCUUGGUCUCUUCUUCUUUUUGCUAGCGCUCUUCGGUUUCAGCGCCUUGACCAGCUUGAACGUCUUCAGCGCCGAGCGGCUGAUCUUCGUGCGAGAGCGUGCCAAUGGAUACUACUCCCCAAUCACUUACUAUGCUGCGAAGCUCAUGUUCGACAUUGUGCCGCUCCGACUCAUCCCACCUAUUAUCAUGGGCGUCAUCAUCUAUCCAAUGUCUGGACUUCUCCCAAAAUGGGGUGUUUUCUUCACUUUCAUACUGAUAUUGGUUUUGUUCAACUUGGCCGCGGCAGCUAUCUGCUUGACGAUCGGUAUCGUAUUCAAAGAUCCUGCUGUCGCCAAUUUGAUUGGUAGCUUGGUGAUGUUGUUCAGCUUGUUGUUUGCUGGCUUGCUCCUCAAUCUCAACCAUGAUACAGUCCAAAAAGCCGCACAAUGGUUGCAAAUGUUAUCCAUCUUCCACUACGGAUACGAGGCUCUCAUCGUGAACGAGGUAGCCAAACUGCGUCUCAAAGACCACCGAUAUGGCCUUGACAUCGAGGUACCGGGUGCCAGCAUUCUCAGUGCCUUUGGCUUUGACAAUUUGGCGUUGUGGAACGACGUUAUUGGCCUUGGCGUCUUUGCAGGAGCAUUCAUCAUCAUCGCAUAUGGUGCUAUGCAUUUCCUGCUCGUUGAGAAGAGGUAG